Molecule: messenger RNA, 928 nt
Organism: Dicentrarchus labrax (European seabass)
Lineage: Eukaryota; Metazoa; Chordata; Actinopteri; Moronidae
Product: lactose-binding lectin l-2-like
Exons: 1
Coding region: 51-539 (162 amino acids)
Molecular function (GO): signaling receptor activity
Source: RefSeq, a predicted model, not a curated record
CAUUGCAGAUCAGAUACUCUGAAGACUCAGACUGAGACUCUGACGCCAACAUGUUGUUGUUCUUCUUCUUGUUUGUUCUCACUCUGGGUUCUGUGUCUCCAUCCGAUGUCCAUCAAGUGAAGCUACAGCGCGGCAACUGUCCCAUGUUCUGGUACAGCUUCAAUGGCCGCUGCUACAAAUACAUCGCAACACGUAUGACCUGGGCUGAUGCAGAACUCCACUGUGUGUCAGAGGGAGCCAACCUGGUGGCUAUCCACAGUGUGGAAGAACAUAACUUUGUCAAUUCCCUGAUCAAGAACUUUGACCCUGCACAAGGAUUUACCUGGAUUGGAAUCAACGACAUUCAGAAAGAAGGAGGAUGGAUGUGGUCUGAUGGGUCUGCAGUUGACUUUGUCCUUUGGACGAAUGGAGAGCCCAACAAUGCUCUAGGACGUGAACACUGUAGACACACAAACCAUGGCACACAUUUUAAAUGGAAUGACUAUCCGUGUUCUUAUCAAUUAACUUUUGUUUGUGAAUUGCGCUCAGUUUGUCCUUAGCAACUUAGAUGUUUUUUAUGAUUCAACUCACUGACUGCAUUAAAAAGAUAAAAAUGUGUAUAUAUACAGAAAUAAUUUCAUUCGCUUUCAUUUUCAAAUGUCAACCAAAUGUCUCAAAUCUUUCUUUUUUCCUCAGUGAGCAAUAAAAAAUGUAAUACAUUUAACAGAAAAGGUCAUUUUACUGUUGAGAUUAAUGAAUAGAAGAAAUUCUAUCUCAGAUAUAACUCAUGAAUAAAUGUAUUCUUUGAUGACAGUAAUGUUGUUAUGUCUUUUAAACAAGUUCAAAAUACUUUUCCACCAAAAGAUUUUUUGUCUCAUCUUUGAGCACACUCAUUUACACUCUGUUGGUACUAUGGUAUCUUUUGUUGGGGUAACAAUAGUUUGAAGGU